AUGAAGCUGAACAUAAUGGCUCGACCAUUACACUGGGGCCUCCUGCUUCUUUGUGUAGGCUUCUGUAGCCAGCUAGUGUCCACUGGCAACCAAAGCUCCCGAGGACAGACAGGGUCAUCGCAGGAGAGGACAGGGACUUGUGAAGUGGUUGCUGCUCAUCGUUGCUGCAAUAAGAACAAAAUUGAAGAACGCUCUCAAACAGUCAAGUGCUCCUGCUUCCCAGGACAGGUGGCGGGGACAACAAGGGCUCUACCCUCUUGUGUUGAAGCUUCCAUUGUGCGACAGAAGUGGUGGUGUAAAAUGAAGCCGUGUCUGGAGGGGGAGGAGUGCCGAGUUCUCCCUGACCUCACUGGCUGGUCGUGCAUCUCUGGGAACAAAGUAAAGACCACAAAGUCUGUUCAGCUUCUCCACAAAGCUGAACUAUUAUACCAAACCUCUUUUUGCAUACCUGUAGUUAUUGUGUACUAUAUGCUGUGUUGUUCACAAUAG
This is a messenger RNA of Micropterus dolomieu (smallmouth bass), 489 nucleotides long. Its product is annotated as chemokine-like protein TAFA-4. Gene Ontology annotation, molecular function: receptor ligand activity. The transcript has 4 exons. Bases 1 to 489 code for a protein of 162 amino acids. NCBI's taxonomy places the organism in Eukaryota, Metazoa, Chordata, Actinopteri, Centrarchiformes, Centrarchidae. The record is from RefSeq and is a predicted model, not a curated record.